Messenger RNA from Gadus chalcogrammus (walleye pollock), 1607 nucleotides. RefSeq names its product alkB homolog 7 (gene alkbh7). The coding region runs from base 1 to 1209 and encodes 402 amino acids. The record is from RefSeq and is a predicted model, not a curated record. Lineage: Eukaryota; Metazoa; Chordata; Actinopteri; Gadiformes; Gadidae. The transcript is spliced from 8 exons. Gene Ontology annotation, biological process: fatty acid metabolic process; DNA damage response. Gene Ontology annotation, cellular component: mitochondrial matrix.
AUGGCAGGAGACAGAGAGGGGAUCAGGUCAGCCAAGAAGGAGCUGAGAAGGGAGCUUUCGAUCCACACCAACCAGCAUCUGCUGCUUGUGAAGAAGCUCUCAUCGAUGCGGGUGGACCACGACAUGGAGGCCUGGAUUGGAGGCUACCUCUCAGGCAGGCCACAGUACGUGCGGCUGCAGAGCGGCCAGUCAGAUGUGGUGAUGAGUAACACCAGCGCACCCCAAGGAACAGUACUUUCACCUUUUCUCUUCACCAUCGACACCUCUGACUUCAGCUUCAACUCUGGAACAUCCGACGGAGCAGGAAACCCCCCACUCGUAUCCUUGGAGUGGAUAGGAGUUCCUUGGACCAGCACACUGUUCUUUGCUGGGGCGUGCUGGGGAGGUGGCAUCAAGGCUGGGGAGUCCAACAGACUCAACAAGCUGGUGAAGAAGGCCAGCUCUGUUGUGGGGCUAGAACUGGACAGUCUGGAGGUAGUGGUGGAGAAGAGGAUGAGGGACAAAUUCAAAUCCAUCUUGGGAGGCCUUUUAACUUCACCAGAACAAGCUGAAGACAGACUGGCUGGAGGAGCGUGUGGAGACACACGUUUGGCCAGUCUCGUGCUAGAACAUUACGUGGACGGCUCGUCGCGGGAUUUGAUCCAACGACUCAGCACGCAGGUAGAGGUGCGAACCCAAUUUAUCAGCAAAGAGGAAGAAUGUGCUCUUUUUCAAGAACUCGAACCUGGGUUGAAAAGGAAACGUUACCAAUUUGACCACUGGGAUGAUGCUAUUCACGGGUACAGAGAGACCGAGCGUGGAACAUGGGGGUCGGUGUGUGAGGGUGUCUUAAGGCGUGUCAAAUCUGUAGCUUUCCCUGAGGGCAGUCCACUUCUUGGCCCCGUUCAUGUCCUAGAUCUGGACAAGGCUGGCUUCAUCAAACCACACAUCGACAGCAUCAAGUUCUGUGGCAGUACAAUUGCAGGGCUCAGUCUCCUAUCAGACAGUGUGAUGCGCUUGGUAAAGGAAGACGACGCUCACCAAUGGCUGGAUCUCUUUCUGCCACGAUACUCCCUCUACAUAUUGAGGGACACGGCCCGGUAUGGCUUCACCCAUGAGAUCCUGAAGGACGAGCAGUCAGUGUUUCGUGGAAGCAGAGUCCCCCGGGAGCGACGCAUCUCAGUCAUUUGUCGAAAUCUUCCCACGGAGAAGCAGGAGACCUGCCGAUGAUGGCCAAUAAAGAUGUUCUAAAUGAUUACAUCCCUGUGUGAAUUAACUACUCUUGAAAAUCCGUGGCAGGGUAACUGGUAAUAACAGGAAACAAUCAUGGAUGUAUUAAUCAGAUAUGGAGAGGAGUGGAAUAAGUUAUAUUAACAUUUCAAAAUGGUGGUAGCUAAAGUUAUACUGCAUAAAAGGGAUGGAAGAUUAUAUAGAAUGUUACACUAAAACGUCAGUAGCUGGGGAAAGUAGGGUGACUUUAGAUACGAGUGGGGCUUUAGGCCAUAGGGUGGCUAGUCGAUGAAGCAUGGCCAUUAGAAUCCAGUCAUUCGCAUACUCUGAGGCUGUGUAACUUAUCUGGCCAGAAAUAGCCAGUAUUUAUGUUGGCACAAAACGGGUCUUAAAUCUAU